AUGGGCACCCUUGACGCAAGAGCAGACUGGGAGAGCGUAGGGGAUAAGUGGUUUCGCAAGACCCAGCAGUACACCGAGGUGUUCGAUGAGGAUUUAGAUCUUGACAAUUAUCUCGUUGCUGGGGCCCCAUACGCCGGCGCAUUAGCUUUAUGGCGUGACGACUCAAAGUUGCACUUGUUUCAGCCUGGGAGAUCUACGAAGUCUGAAAUUGAUAUUUACAGCUUGGCGGGAAAGAAACUUCGCUCCAUUCCUUGGGACAAGAGCCGCAUCAAAGGGCUGGGCUGGUCGGAAGACGAGUCUUUAUUGGUGGUAACAGCUGACGGCAAUGUACGAUGCUAUGAUUUGCAAGGCGAUUUCAGUAAUUUUUCGCUAGGCCAUGGCGCAGACAAUUAUGGCGUCGAAUCAUGCCGGUUUUACGACAACGGCAUGGUAGCCUUGCUGGGCAAUAACUCCUUGGUCACAGUGUCUUCAUACGCAGAACCACGUCCAAGGCUUUUGGCAACCACACCCGAAGCUGAGAUCCACUCCUGGGCAAUCAUAUCACCAGACCACACCUUGUCCCGGUCUGUUGAAGUUCUCCUGAGCAUUGGUUCUACAGUAUACGUGGUAGAUGCGACAGACUGUGAAGAUCGCUUUGUUGACAGUGGCCCCUUUAGCCACAUCAGCGUCUCUCCAGAUGGUCGAUACGUCAACUUGUAUUCAAAGACGGGAACAGCACACGUCAUCACAAGCGACUUCCAAGAACCACUCUUUGAACAUAAUUCCGACUCGCAAACACCGCCAAAAUACGUCGAAUGGUGUGGAACAGAUGCACUGAUUGCAUGGGAAGACGAAGUACAUGUGAUAGGUCCUGGUGAUCAGUCACUAUCUUACAUCUACGAUAGUACCCGAGUACAUGUUAUUUCUGAGUAUGAUGGUGCGCGACUUAUUACAAACGACUUUUGCGAAUUUCUGGAGAGAAUACCGACGGAUACGCUGGACGUUUUUGGCCAUGCAUCUGAAUCUUCACCUGCCUCCAUUCUUUUAGACGCUGUUGGCCAACUGGAACUUGAAUCACCCAAAGCAGAUGACUAUAUUCAACUCAUCCGUGCGAAUCUUACUGAAGCAGUCGACACGUGCGUUAAUGCGGCGGGCCGGGAAUUUAACAUAAAAUGGCAAAAACGGCUUCUGAAGGCAGCUUCAUUCGGCAAGUCAGUUCUGGAUAUUUACAACAGCGAUGACUUUGUGGACAUGUGCGAGACAUUGCGAGUCUUGAAUGCAAUACGUGAUUUCAACGUUGGGAUGCCUCUGUCUUUCGAACAAUAUCAUCGUCUGACGCCGGAGAAAAUGAUUCAACGCCUUCUUCAAAGACACGAUUAUCUUCUUGCAUUGAAGAUCGCUGGCUACCUGAAAUUGCCCACGGACCGCAUAUACGUACACUGGGCAUCUACGAAGGUACGAAAUGGAGCCGAAAAUGACGACACGAUCUGUCGACUGGUAGUUCAGAGACUGUCCGGCAAACCAGGAAUCUCGUUUGAGGAGAUUGCAAGGACAGCGUAUCAUGAAGGUCGUGGCCGCUUAGCAACGGAACUUCUGAAUCAUGAACCACGAGGGGGAAGACAAGUACCUCUCUUAUUGGACAUGGAGGAGGAUGAGCUUGCACUGGACAAAGCCAUUGAGAGCGGAGAUAGCGAUUUGAUCCUGUCUGUGCUGCUGAAAUUAAAGAAGAAGCUGCCACUUGCAUCGUUUUUCCGUGUGAUUAACUCUCGACCAACGGCAUCGGCAAUGGUAGAAGCAUUAGCGAUUGCCGAAGGCGACAACAGCGUUCUCAAGGAUCUGUAUUACCAAGACGACCGCCGAGCGGACGGAGCAAAUGUGUUUAUCCGCGAAUCGUUACAGCAACCAGAUGCUCGCACCGCUUCGGAUAAGCUGGCAUUGGCGGCCAAACUGCUUUCUGAUUCCAAAGAGCAUCUGCCAGAGCUGUACUCGUUGAAGGAGACGACGACUUUGCUUCGAAUGCAAGAGUCUUUAGAUCGAGACUUGAGUGAUUCCUUCUUGGGACUGAGCGUCAACGAAACCAUGUUUAAGCUUAUUCGACUAGGCUAUAAUGGCCGCGCGAAGAAGAUUCAGAGCGAAUUCAAAGUUUCAGAGAAGGUUGCGUGGUGGGUUCGGUACGUUGAUCACUCACGAGAUUUGCCGAUCGGCCAUUUGUUUUGUCUCUGCUCUAAGGAUGUAACACUUCACUAA
This is a messenger RNA of Metarhizium acridum CQMa 102, 2226 nucleotides long. RefSeq names its product Vacuolar protein, variant 3. Gene Ontology annotation, cellular component: cytoplasm; lysosomal membrane; HOPS complex. The record is from RefSeq and is a predicted model, not a curated record. Lineage: Eukaryota; Fungi; Ascomycota; Sordariomycetes; Hypocreales; Clavicipitaceae. Gene Ontology annotation, biological process: vacuole fusion, non-autophagic; endosomal transport; intracellular protein transport. Gene Ontology annotation, molecular function: actin binding.